Messenger RNA from Penaeus vannamei (Pacific white shrimp), 3473 nucleotides. Lineage: Eukaryota; Metazoa; Arthropoda; Malacostraca; Decapoda; Penaeidae. The record is from RefSeq and is a predicted model, not a curated record.
UGUGUUGAUAUCCCGAAAGGUUUGACAAGGAGUCACUUGUUUAAGGCCGAAGCGCGCUGUUCUGUCUUGGCGAAUCUCUCCUUGUUCCUUCGCUUGUCAGUGUGACCGUAAGUUCUGUAACGCAUGUGGGUGAUUUGGUGAUAUGAAUGACUGUGCGACCAAUCAACGAGAAGAUGUGUGAAAUUAUAUACAUAUUUUUUAACAUGUUAAAAAGGUAAAGCGAAAGCGGUCCAAGUUGGGAAUGUGAUGCAAUUCAGUGAAUGUGUUUUUGGUUAUUGUCAAGAUAUAGAAAACUGACACUGAGAAAUAUGGUCCGAAGUGGUUUAUGAUUGACGGUGAAGAUGGCGCUGACCAGACUAAGCACGGGGAUCCAGCAAGAGGAUCACAAUACCUUUAGAUUAUACAAAGCCCAUCGGGGGCCGGCGCGAUGCGUUAUGCUCACCAUCCUCAACUGGGGGUGCCAGAAGGCUCCAGAAGUAACGUACGAGGAUUAUCUGCUCCAGAAUCUCGGCUUCUCCAGCAAGAAAUACAAGACCAUUUUCGACGGCGCACAGAGGGAGAAGCUCAAAUGCCACAGCCGCGGCGACGAGUUCGAUAUCAGCCUCUUGUACAAGCUCAUCCAGAAUACUUGCGCCGGCGUCGCGCCAGCCUCCGAUAGCGUCUGGACGUCUGAAGACUUUUCACGCCUCGAGUUCCUUGUGAAUUACAUAAAAAAUUCCCGUAACAACUUGGCCCACAACGACCACGAAAUCAGCAACUCCGAGAUAGUUAGAAGAUUGGAGAAACUGAGAGACGUUCUGGUCACCACUCUAAAGGCUGGCAGGGACUUGUACUGUGUCCAGCAGUCGGAAGUGGACGCCCUGAUCAAGCAGGUCAGCGACGCGAUCACAGCUAUCAGAGAGCAUCCGUUUGCUCAGACGGACGUCCUCCAGUACCAAAACGAUUUGCUCUUUGAGGACCUCAGGGAAAUCAUGUCAACCGACGGAGCAAAGGAAGUUGCAAAAAUCUUCAGCAGGAAUAAUCUUCUAAACUUGAAUCCAGUUUCCUUCAUCAGCGGAGGCGACUGUCAUCUGAAAGUCGACAGAGUGUUCAUCGACAUACAAAUAUAUUCAGUCGAGUCCGGAGAGCGAAAAGCUAUAGACUACAGAGACAUAUUGGUGUACAGUCAUGAAACAAAUAAUUACCCAGAUGACCAUAGCAUUAAUUCUAGUCAACAGAGCAUACAGGCAAAACGUGUAAUACACCUUGUGGAAGGUGAUCCAGGCUCCGGAAAGACUACUCUGUUGAAGUUCAUAAUGUCAGACUGGAAGAAACAGACAAAUAUAAUUAAGGAAUUGUCAGAUUAUCAUCUCGUGUUAUACUUCGAGUGCCUCAAUCCUUACAAAGACUCUCUGGCCGAUUUCCUGGUUUCUCAGAUGCCCUUAACCUCGACUCGAUUUCACAAGUCAGACCUGGUUCGGUGUUUGCUGGGCCUCAAAGUCCUCCUGCUGAUCGACGGUUUAGACGAACUGAACAGCGCAUCCAAACGAUUUUUUAAAGAAAUCAUCCAUGUAAAAAGAAAUUCAGAUAUAUCAGUGAUUUGUACGACUCGAUCAGAAAAGCUUAAAGAAAUAUCCGGAAUGAUUUCGAGUGAUUUAACAAUAAAUUACUUCAAGUUGCUUGGCAUCCCCAGCAACAAAAGAGGGAAAUUCGUACAACAAUACCACGAGGAGCUUAAGCGGCGAGGGAUGAGUGCAGGGAAUACGGACAGCAUUGUACAAUAUGUUGAAAACGCUCCACAGCAAUUGAAUGAUUUUUUCGUCUAUCCACUGAACCUCGUACUGUUUACGUACCUAUGGGCAACUAGACCCGAAUCUGUCAACGCUGUCACGAGUGUAACGGUGCUGUACGCCGAAGUACAUUCUCUGAUAGUGGAGAAACUACACAGGAGGCUGCUAGAUGACCCGGACAUUGACUACAUCCCGAGUGAAGAAAUCAAAGGCAGAUGCGAGCAAUUUCUCGAUGUCCUGUACCAAUUCUCUUUCGCUACCUUGAGUUGUAAUAUGCUAUAUCUGGACCAAGAGCAUGUGAAUAGGCUGCUGGAGGUAUGUAGCGAAACUGGGCUUGCUGCUAAGCAUAUGAUGUCCUCUUUUCUGGUGGUUGAACUAACGUCGUCGGGGGAACAGUAUGUGGAAAGGCACAGAUUUCCUCAUAAAGGCAUACAAGAAUUUUAUGGAGCUCAACACAUUCUGUCGAUCAUUAGCAACGAGAAUUUGGCGAAGAACAGAGCACAAGUUUUGGAGGCUCUAGAGAAAUGUCUUAGCAAAUUUCACAUUUCAUCUUAUGAAAAACAAGAAAUCGCAUCGUGGGCCUCGGAACUGAGUGAGCGGAAAAGAAUAAGCACACUGCUUGGGAAAACUUGCCCGGUCAGGUUCCAGGAGAAAGGGAAGUACACCAACCUCCUGCAGCACCUAGUCGGCCUCUUGCGCUACCAGACUUCCUACUUGCUUCUCCAUUAUGUUGAGGAGAUCGUUGGGCUCUUAAACGACUCCGGAGACUUAUUUUUCGAUCAAUGGGCCGAUCUUCUUAAGAAAACUGAUUACGACGCUCUAGUGGCAAAGGAAGUGGCCAGAUUCGUGUGUCAGAUUUCAUGGAUAGUUCGCGACGACCAGGAACGGGCAGCGGCCACUCUCAUCGCUCACAGGUGCCCGCGAGUGCUCUCCAUUGAGCUCUUCAAGGAACCGAAGGACCUGCCCCACCUGGCCGAUCUCCUGGGCUCCGCUUUCGCCCAAGGCUGCGAGAUUCGCUUGCACCUGCACAGCCACUGGCGGGAGCCAAAGAGCGGGUCCUCGGAUGGGAUUCUGCGAGCAUUACAACGGUCUUCGUUGAAUGAGACACAAGAAUGGGAAUAUUACCUUGAACACACCUGGAAGAAGAGCCUCACCCAAUUCACGGGGCGCGCCACGAGCCCUGCGGUUCUGGCGAGUCUCGUGGGCACCAUCGAGGAGCUCCGCGUGGCCGUGCGGACGGACGACGAGGCCCUGGACUGGAGCGUCUGCAUCAGCGCCUGUGACGUGUUCGUUCGCCUGAAGUGGAUCGGUGGGACACAGAAAUCCCAGACCCCAAUACCAGAAAAAAUGGCAACCCCACAAACAGAACCACCCACAGAACAGGAGGGAAAUGCCUCAAGAACAAACAAGGAGACAGAACAGGGACUUCUCCUAUCACAGAAAUCACCCGAACCAGUAUUACCAGGGUCAAAACCCACACUGGAUGAGCCAACCACAGCCAUGGAAGCCACCUCAAAGACAGGGAAGAUAUCCCCAAAGAGGAAAUUACCACUGGGCCCAAGGGCAAGCAGGAGGGUACGGCAGAUGGGGUUGGAAUUAAUAGUGACAGAAGUGCCUCUGACCAGAACCCAGCUCUCUGUACUAAGCAAAGGAAGAUCUUUUGUUCCUGGGCCUCCCCCAAAAAAGCCCUGUUGGAGAACCUAG